GCUGAGGAGGAGGAAGAGGAGACUGCGACUGAAGGCGGCACUGCCAGGGGCUCUGGGCAUGUGGGUCCAGCAGGUACCCUGGUCAUUCACUUGGGCUGUGCUGCAGUUGAGCUGGCAAUCAGGGUGGCUUCUAGAGGUCCCCAAUGAGCCCUGGAGGUCCCUCACCUUCUCCCCAGCCUGGCUCACAGUGUCAGAAGGAGCAAAUGCCACCUUCACCUGCAGUUUGUCCAACUGGUCGGAGGAUCUUCGGCUGAACUGGUACCGCCUGAGUCCCAGCAACCAGCGUGAAAAGCAGGCUGCCUUUUGUAAUGGUUCGAGCCAGCCUGUCCAGGAUGCCCGCUUCCAGAUCAUACAGCUGCCCAACAGGCAUGACUUCCACAUGAACAUCCUUGACACACGGCGCAACGACAGUGGCAUCUACCUCUGUGGGGCCAUCUCCCUGACCCCCAAGCCAAAAAUCAAGGAGAGUCCUAGAGCAGAGCUCGUGGUAACAGAGAGAAUCCUGGAGACCUCAACAAGAUAUCCCAGCCCCUCGCCCAAACCAGAAGGCCGGUUUCAAGGCAUGGUCAUUGGUAUCAUGAGUGCCCUAGUGGGUAUCCCUCUAUUGCUGCUGCUGGCCUGGGCUCUAGCUGUCUUCUGCUCAACAGGUAUGUCAGAGGCCAGAGGAGCUGGAAGCAAGGACGACACUCUGAAGGAGGAGCCUUCAGCAGCACCUGUCCCCAGUGUGGCCUACGAGGAGCUGGACUUCCAGGGACGAGAGAAGACGCCAGAGCUCCCUACUGCCUGUGUGCACACAGAGUAUGCCACCAUUGUCUUCACUGAAGGGCUGGGUGCCUCAGCCAUGGGACGUAGGGGCUCAGCUGAUGGCCUGCAGGGUCCUCGGCCUCCAAGACAUGAGGAUGGACAUUGCUCUUGGCCUCUUUGACCAGAUUCUUUAGCCAUUAGCAUACUGCAGACCCUCCACAGAGAGCACCGGUCCAUCCCUCCAUCAAGAGGAGCACGCAGGCUACAGUUCAGCCAAGCCUCCCAGGGUCUGAGCUAGCUGGAAUGACAGCCCAGCGCCUGCACCAAUUCCAGCACAUGCACUGUUGAGUGAGAGCUCACUUCAGGUUUACCACAAGCUGGAAGCAGCAGCCUUCCCAGUUUCCUAUUGUCACAAGGUGCAGAGCUGGGGCCUAAGCCUAUGUCUCCUGAAUUCUACUGCUGGGCACUUCUAGGGACUUGAGACACUAUAGCCUAUGGCCUCUGUGGGUUCUGUGCCUGGAAAUGAAGGGACCUGAGUACACCCUGCUUUGAAUGGCCCUGUAAGGCAACCCCAUAACAAGGGGGUCCAGGUAUACUAUGGGCCCAGCACCUAAAGCCACCCUUGGGAGAUACUCAGGUGGGAAAUUCGUAGACUGGGGGACUGAACCGAUCCCAAGGUCUGGAAAAGUUUUGAUGAAGACUCGAAAAGCUCCUAGCUUCGGGGGGCUGGGAAGCAUGAGCACUUACCAGGCAAAAGCUCCGUGAGCGUAUCUGCUGUCCUUCUGUAUGCCCAGGUACCUCCGUUUUUUUUCUACAGCAAGGAAGCUAGGGCAAUAAAGGGAACCAGCAGAGCUAGAGCCACCCACACAUCCAGGGGGGCACUUGACUCUCCCUACCCCUCCUAGGAACCAAAAGGACAAAGUCCAUGUUGGCAGCAGGGAAGGAAAGGGGGACAUAAUCUUGACGCACACCAACACUGGGGUGUUAGAAUCUCCUCAUUCACUCUGUUCUGGAGUUCGGUUCUGGCUCUCCUUCACACCUAGGACUCUGAAAUGAGCAAGCACUUCAGACAGUCAGGGAAGCAAGAGUCUAGCUGUCUGGUGGGCACCCAAAAUGACCAGGGCUCAAGUCCCUUUCCUUUGGUUUAAGCCCGUUAUAAUUAAAUGGUACCAAAAGCUUUAA
Mus caroli (Ryukyu mouse) is the source of this 1926-nucleotide messenger RNA. It is a transcript of the gene Pdcd1, whose product is annotated as programmed cell death 1. The record is from RefSeq and is a predicted model, not a curated record. Gene Ontology annotation, cellular component: external side of plasma membrane; membrane. Gene Ontology annotation, biological process: positive regulation of T cell apoptotic process; negative regulation of immune response. Lineage: Eukaryota; Metazoa; Chordata; Mammalia; Rodentia; Muridae.